GUAAAAACAACUGGCCAAGACAGCUAGUUAAAACAACAGAAGCUGUUGCAUCAACUGCAGACUCUUCAGCAUCACUUACUCAAUCAAAUGUGGUGGAGUAUACAACUCCAGUUACUGCAACACCAGGCAGCUCGGCAACUCCUCGGACUGUACGGAGCAAGAAGGCACCUCAACAGCUACCUUGACAACUAGACAGACAGAAGCCAGGUUGGGUAGUAGAUCGAGAAAUGCAAGAUCGCCAAAGAACAGGAACACUUUUAGUGCCUGGAUCCAGAACUUAUGAAUGUCAAACAGGAAACUGUUCAAUUCUCUUUCUCAGGAGGGGAAACGGAAACGGCUGUUGAAGCUUUAUGAGAAAAGUGUAGGGCACUCUGUUGUAGCUGCUGAGAGAGAUGUUUCCAAUGAUCCAAAUCCUGGGAGUCAACUUCAACCAUUAUCGUGUAAUAGUGCCACUGGAUCAUCAUUUAAUAGUGAACCUUCUGAAAGUAAUGAUAGGGCCUCAACAUCGAACCAGGUUUUUGAGUUGUUGGAUCAAUAUCCUUUAUCAUACGGUUCAGACAGUGAUGACUGCUUUGAUUCCAAGUUUCAAAUGGAAGAGCUCAAAUCUGAAUUAGCUAACUGGUCUGUUCAGUUUAGCAUUACAAAUGUGGCAUUGACAGCUUUGUUGUGUAUUCUUCGAUCACAUGACUGCUUUAAAUCUCUUCCAUCAGAUGCAAGAACUAUUCUAAAGACUCCAAGAUGCAUUCAAGUAAAAAAUGUAAGCUCUGGCCAGUACUGCCACAUUGGUAUUUCAAACCAGUUAAAGAAAAUGUUUGCUAGUGCACAACAUAUUUUCAGUUCUUUACAGCAUAUUGAUUUAAUGAUUGGAAUUGACGGAUUACCUUUACUUCACAGUAAUAGCGGUGAGCUGUGGCCAAUUUUAGGCUCUGUAUUAAAUAUUCCAUCCUUGUCAUCAACUGUUUUUCCUAUUGGCAUUUAUUUUGGAUUAAAGAAACCCAGUAGUUGUUUUGAAUUUCUAAAUGAUUUUGUAGAAGAAAUUGUUGGCCUAAUCAGGAAUGGUUUAAUUUGUAAUGGCAAAAAUAUAGCUGUCAGGAUCAAGGGAAUUUGUUGUGAUGCCCCUGCCAAAGCUUUUAUUUUAGGCAUUAAAGGUCACAACAGAUAUUUCUCGUGCACCAGAUGUAAACAGGAAGGGUCUUUCUUUGAUAAUAGGAUGACUUUUCCUAUAUUUGACAGUCUGCCUCGUACCCAUGAGGGAUUUGUAAACAAAGAAGACACAGAAUUCAAUACUGGUGACACCUCAUUGACCACCAUCCCUAGUCUGCAUAUGGUAUCAUCUUUCCCACUUGACUAUGUGCACUUAGUGUGUUUAGGGGUAAUGAGAACAAUGAUUUAUGUUUGGAUGUUUGGACCUGCCCCUUUAAAACUACCUAGUAGGAUUAUUGAUAGUAUAAGUUCUAAUUUAUUAUCUCUAAAAGCAAGCAUUCCAGUAGAAUUUUGUAGAAAACCCCGAGGUCUUGAUGAAGUGAAAAGAUGGAAAGCUACAGAAUUUAGACAGUUUUUGCUUUAUACUGGACCACUUGUAUUGUACGAUAUUUUGUUGCCUGAACAGAAAGAAAUUUAUAACAACUUUUUAUCUCUCUAUAUUGCCAUGACCCUACUCCUCAGCAAAAAAUUUUGUUAUCAACACCAGGAAUAUGCCAAAGGUCUUCUUCUUCAUUUUGUACAAACUUUUCAAUCAUUAUUUGGGCAGAAGUAUAUAACACACAAUUUUCAUGGACUGAUUCAUAUUGCUGAUGAUAUAUCAGUAUUUGGCCCCUUAGAUGGAUGCAGUACCUUUAAAUUUGAAAUUUUUUUAUUUUCUCUGAAGAAAUGUGUUAGAAAAGGAAAUAAACCUUUGCAGCAAGUUGUGAAACGUUUAGCUGAAAUUUCUAACUCCACCAUUAGUCCAGUCAGUGACAAUGAAGUCAAUGAACUUUAUCCAAUUUUCGAAUGUCAACAUUAUUCUGGACCUGUUUUUGAUGGUUGUAAUCCUGAUCAGCAGUACAACACAGCAAAAUUUAAAAAUUUUAAAAUAACUACAUCAACUCCAAACUCAUGCUGUAUGAUGAAUGAUGGAAGUAUUGUUAUUGUUGAAAACUUCAUCUAUUCCAAUUCCUUGUGUACAAUGGUCAUUCUUUGUAAACAGUUUAUGACUGUUUGUGAUUUUUUUGGACUUCCUUUUUGUAAAAGUUCAGAUGUUAAUAUUACUGUUGUACGAAAUAUGUCUGAUGUACACAUAAGGCCAGUCUCUGACAUUAAGGAGAAACUGGUGCUUUUAACACUAGGCAGUAAAAAUGUAACACUACCUCUGCUGCAUACAUUAGAGUGGACUAAUACAAGUGAUAAACAAUUCACUUCUACAGGAUUUUCUGAAAAAUUAUCAGGAAACAAACUAAAAACUUUGGGAAACAUCCAGAGUUUUAUUCAUCCACAAAUUUAUCCAGGAAAUGGAGCUGACAAAUGAAAAAUACAAAUUUGCCAUAGUAAAAUUUCCUGAAGAAGAUGAUGCUCUAGGAAUAAUAGCCUUAUGCUGGAUUCAGAAUGAUGGGACCACAUGUUUAUACCCACCUGUGACCACUGAUAGCAAAAGAAAUAAAUUAUUGAGGGAAGAAGCCUUACCAUUACAAUCCUGGAGUUCUCAUAAGAUAUCUUUAAUGAAAAAAUAUGGUAAGUAAACUGGUUUUAAAUACUAUAGGCUUAAUUUUACAAUAGCCGACACAUGCAUAGCUGAGACUCGACCAAUGUUGGCAACAGCACUUUCUUCCCAGGAAUAUUGUUAGCCAAUAGAGUGAUAGAGGACAAGGGUAUUACAUCGAGAACCUGUCAACCAUAGAGGAGGAACAGCGUGAAUUCACUUUUCAAAAUGUGCCACAAAUUCAGAGUGCUAUGUUAAAACAAUGUUGCCAACUUUCUGCACUAUGCAUGUCGGCUAUUCUAAAAUUUUACCUUACCUAAUCUAAGUAAAUCCUAAUGUCAUUUGAUCUCAAGAAUCUAAUGUUAUUAAAACUCAGUUACAUAUAGUUUGUCAGUUUGAGUUUUUUUUUCUUGAAAUCUAAGUCACAUCAUAUAAAUUUAUAUCUAAGCUUGUAUAAGUGCGAGAAAUAGAAAAAUUGUAUUAUUCACAGUUUAGUUUUUGGAAAAACCUUCUUUUUGAAUUUCCUACAAUUUCCAUCAAAAAACAUGUAUUUUUAUUAUUACAUAGGUCAAACUGUGUAAAGUUCACUUUCAUAAAACAAUUUUAGUGAUGCAGUACAUUUGAAUUAGGCUUAUAGUUACUUUGAGCCUGUUGUGGCAAUUUAAUGUCAUGCAGUACCAGUAAAUGUAUUUAUGCUUACUGACAACUGUUAUUUCCACCAAUAGCUUUUGACAAGGCUAUUUUCUCUAUGAGAUGAAAUUGCAGUUAGAGCUGUACACAAAUUAAAUUUAUUCUUUGUAUGAAUUGUAACAACAUACAACGAUGCAAGAGAGCAUCUUCGAAAAGCUGAAGAAACAUCAAACCUCGAAAGUGAAGAAGAAAUUGGGGUGAAGAGAAAAAGGAAGGCAAAAGAC
Molecule: messenger RNA, 3588 nt
Organism: Schistocerca piceifrons (Central American locust)
Lineage: Eukaryota; Metazoa; Arthropoda; Insecta; Orthoptera; Acrididae
Exons: 3
Coding region: 284-2503 (739 amino acids)
Source: RefSeq, a predicted model, not a curated record